CUCGAUCCCAAAAUGCCGAUGCGUACAAGGACUAUAUGUUUGUUAAUUCAGACAAGGACAAUGCCAGGGACACAGAAACACUGAUUUUGGCAAAAGACAGCGGCAAGCAGUUCACUCUGACUACAGGAGGAGGUUCCCUCUCGGGCGACUCUAUCCAGAAGGAGAAGCUCAUCACAACCUACGGUGAAGGAGCUCAGCUCAAGGCAGGGACAGGAAAUGCUUACUACGGAUCAUCUGGAGUUUUAAUGAAAGACAAAGGCACGCACGCACAGCUUCGCAAGAAGGGCGGCGUCUGCGGAGGCGGCUGGUGUUGCUGCUUUGACGCCUGUUGCUCGUGGUGGAAGUGGCUCCUGGGGUUCCUCCUCCUUUUCCUGCUUCUGCUCGGACUCCUUUUCGGCCUUAUUGCGCUAGCCGAGGAUGUGAGAAAGCUGAAGAACCGGGUGGCCACUUUGGAGAGCGAGUCAGCCAUCAUUUCUGCUCGCACCAGUCGUCUGGUGGGGCUCGGUGGCAACACCUUCGUGGACGGUGGUGGCAGCUCAUCCAAAACGGAUAUAUUCGUGUUCGGACCAGGCGGAGGGGCAGGAGGCUCAGACUCUAGUUCUGGAACGCAAAUCGGAGUUGCUGUGGAUGCUGGGGGUGGAGGUGUCAGUGCCGGAGCCGGAGCGGGAGCUGGAGGUGCUGGUGACACCAGUGGUACCAGCAUGGGUGGUGCUGGAGCUACUAGUACCGGUGUGGGUGGCGCUGCGGGUAGUGGAACCAGUGUGGGUACCGCUGGGGCUAGUGGAACCAGUGGGGGUAGCAUUGGAGCCGGAGCUAGUGGAGCCAGCGUAGGCGGGGGCGGAGCCACUGGGACUGGCUCAAGUGGUGGCGCAGGCACAAGCUUAGGUGGCGGCGGUUCCAGAGGUACUACCAUCAUUACUGGCAGUACUCACACCAGUGGCGGAACUGGUGCUGGUGCCAGUGGAGCAGGGUCUAGUGGCGGCGCAGGCACCAGUGGCGGCGCAGGCACCAGUGGCACCAACACUAACACUUUCUCCAGCACCAGCGUGAGUCACAGGGACGGUCAAACGUUCGCCAAUGGCUUCUGGACCAGCGGCACCGGCGGUUAUGUGGACGCCGCCGCCCUUCACAUGGCCAUCCAGCGCAUGGUGAGAGGGGAAAUGCAGUCGCAGGCAUUCCAAGCUUUCAUCACGGCUACAAUGCAAGGUGAAAGAGGACUGCCUGGACCUAAAGGCGACACUGGUCAACCCGGAUUCCCAGGUGCUCCCGGUCCAAUUGGUCACGAGGGUCCUCAGGGUCCAAAGGGCCAAAAAGGAAGCCAUGGUGAACAGGGAUUGGAGGGUCCUCCUGGAUUGAGAGGGCGAGAAGGAGUUGCUGGACCCAGAGGUGAACCAGGAUUUGGCUCUAAAGGAGACAAAGGUAAUUCCGGGGAACCCGGACUCCCUGGUCAAAAAGGCGCUUCCGGGCUCCUCGGAGCACCAGGUCCUCAGGGUUUCCGGGGAGAAGCAGGACCACCUGGGCUUAAAGGUGAUCGUGGUUUACCUGGUCUGCCCGGAGCAGCUGGAGAGAAAGGAUCCAAGGGAUCGACAGGACAAGAUGGUUCAAAAGGCUCAAGAGGUGACCUUGGCAGUCCUGGUCACCCUGGACUUCGAGGUCCAGCUGGGCCGCCAGGAGAUGCUGGACCUCCAGGACAACCAGGCAAUCCAGGUCAAGCAGGUCCUAAAGGUGAUACUGGUGAAUCAGGAAGAAUUAUUAACGCAGCCGGUGUUGCCACUGUACACAUCCCUGGACCACCUGGGCCUCGCGGACCUCAGGGAGUGUCAGGUCCAGCUGGCCCUGCAGGUCCUAAAGGUGACCGAGGAGAAUCCGGAUCAACAGUGAGGACGUCUGAGAGUUUCAGCUCAAGUGUAGCUGAGAGGCAGUUUGCUUCCGGUGGUGUGGCAUCUCGACCCGGCCCACCGGGUCCACCUGGGCCACCUGGACCGCCAGGGCAGCCAGGUUAUGGAAGACCAGGACCUAAAGGCGACAAAGGAGAUUCUGGUGUUACAACCAGUUCUGGAACUUAUUACACUGGACCACCAGGACCACCUGGGCCUGCUGGACAGAAAGGAUCCACAGGUUCUCCUGGACCGAGAGGCUACCAAGGUGAACCAGGACAACCCGGCUUGCCAGGAAGACCUGGAAGCUUGGAGAGAGUGUCCACCUAUACCGGAGAACACACAGUUCAAGGUCCCCCAGGACCACCGGGGCCUCCUGGACUGCCAGGGCCACAGGGAGUCAAAGGUGACACUGGAGCUCCUGGAAUUCCAGGAUCUUCUCGAGGCUCAGUCUCAGUGACCGCAGGCCCUCCUGGUCCUCCAGGACCUCAAGGACCUCCUGGACAGCCCGGCUCCUUCACUUCAUCCAUCGAGAUGCGCCAGUACUUGACAGACUACCUAAGUAGAAGCAGACAGUCUGGUAUUCCGGGACCUCCAGGUCCACCCGGACCUCCAGGACAACCCGGAAGCUUCUCUGGUUCCAUCGAGGAGAUCUCCGCUCGUAUGGUUGCCUACUUGCAACGUUCUGGCUCCAGCUCAGGCAUCAGCAUUGGUGUUCAGGGUCUACCAGGGCCACCUGGUCCACCUGGACCUGGAGGGGCCCUGACUGUCAGUGGUCUCAUUGCCAUGCUGCAAAGAGAAGACGUGAGGAGAUACCUUUCAGGCCCGCCGGGUCCACAAGGACCACCUGGACCACCAGGCGGCACAGGAGGAAUUUCUAGCGUUUACAGUAUAGAGGAGGUAGCGACAUAUAUCUUCAACAUCAUGAAUGAGAGAGGAAUCGCGAGAGGACCGCCUGGCCCACCAGGACUCCCCGGGCCUCCAGGAGCGGGCAGCUCGGGUGGCGCAGGCUACUCAACAGUUUCAAUCGAUUACACGGCGCUAGUUAGAAAUCCAGACUUCCGUGCAUGGAUUGGUUCCGCCAUACACCAAGGUCCCCCCGGUCCUCCCGGUACUCCUGGCCAACCUGGACCUCCCGGUCCUCAGGGGCCAUCAGGGGUCUCGACUGCCACCGUGGUGGGGGCGGGCGGUCGCGGAUACAGCUUGGAGGAGCUUCAGCGUUACCUGCAGGGCUCUAGCUUCAGAGGUCUUCCAGGCCCUCCCGGACCUCCAGGCCCACAAGGACCACCCGGUAGUUCCACUGGCACCGUUACUUACACCGGAACUUUCCCUCGGGAGACCAUCCGUUCUGAAGUUCACGACUACCUGACCACUGACAGUGUCCGACGCGCCCUUACCGGACCCCCGGGCCCUCCGGGACCGAGAGGCCAAAAGGGAGAUCGCGGAGAGACGGGUUACGUCCAAAGACAAAGCAGCCAGAGUCAAAGUUCUUCUCAGAGCGACUCCCGCUAUGUCUCGCAGCAGCAUGAAAUCGACGUUAGCAAGCUGAGCGAAACCAUGGACUACAGCAGCGUGGCCAUCAAAGUCUCCGACUACAUAAAGAACCAAGGACUGCUGCAGGAGUACCUGGUGGAGGGUCCUUGGAGGACUCACAUAAGAGCUGUCCAAGGUCCUCCUGGCCCACCGGGACCCCCCGGAGUACCCGGUUACAGCCGUGUGAUUGCAGCCUAUGGCAACGUCACGGCUGACCUCAUGGACUUCUUCAGAACUCACGGCACCAUCCCUGGUCCUCCGGGAAUCGCCGGACCAAGAGGAGACAGGGGCUACCCGGGACCCAAGGGAGAUAAGGGUGAUGCCGGACGUCCGGGUUUACCUGGAAUUCCAGGGACGUACACGAUCCAAAUACCACAUCGCGUACAGAGGCGGGACACAGGAGGUAACGUAAUCAAGCGGGAGCAGCAGGAAGGUCCAGCAGAGGGCGGCUGAAGCGUGGCUACUACUUUUUUUGUCUCUGUUCUCAACAGAAGCAAUGCAAGUAGAAAUAAAAAAACAAAACAAACAAAAAAAAAAAACGCUUUAGCGAUUGGCUCUCUAGCUUUGCUGCUGGCCGGUGUUUAGGUUUUGGACACAUUUUUCCAUUGUUCAAAUGUGGAUGAUAAUAUUUGCUUUUAGAUGAAAAUAUUUUAGAAUUAAGAUUUGAGUGACUAAAGUUUUAAUGUUUUUGUUUUGGAGUAUUCUACUGUAUUGAGGUCAACGCGUUAAUUGCUGUUUUAUGAAAAUUUCCAUGAUAUUGUUUUUGGCCAUUUGCUUCCAGGAUGCGUGCAAAUUAUUGAUAUUUUCCGAAUGUAACCUAUUAAUAAUGUUACAAUUGUAGCAUUAGCAUUCACCCAGCCAAGUUACAUCAUCGCUUGCUGUAUUCAGCACUGAUUUUUACUGUACUUGAAGAAAGAUUUUGAAGAUUACUAUGCAAACAAAGCAAUAUUCCGCUUUCGGUCUGCAAAUGAAGCUGAAGGAAAAACUGAUUAGAUUGUAUAUUUUUGUAUAAGAGAACACUGACUGAUUUAUUGACUUUCUACCGUCACAUUUUUUUGGAAACCAUUAAAUUAUAAAUUGCU
Messenger RNA from Hippocampus comes (tiger tail seahorse), 4492 nucleotides. It is a transcript of the gene col17a1b, whose product is annotated as collagen, type XVII, alpha 1b. Gene Ontology annotation, molecular function: extracellular matrix structural constituent conferring tensile strength. NCBI's taxonomy places the organism in Eukaryota, Metazoa, Chordata, Actinopteri, Syngnathiformes, Syngnathidae. The record is from RefSeq and is a predicted model, not a curated record. Gene Ontology annotation, cellular component: collagen type IX trimer. The coding region runs from base 36 to 3863 and encodes 1275 amino acids. The transcript is spliced from 39 exons. Gene Ontology annotation, biological process: extracellular matrix organization.